Poeciliopsis prolifica (blackstripe livebearer) is the source of this 633-nucleotide messenger RNA. It is a transcript of the gene hbae4, whose product is annotated as Hemoglobin subunit alpha-D-like. Bases 17 to 523 code for a protein of 168 amino acids. Lineage: Eukaryota; Metazoa; Chordata; Actinopteri; Cyprinodontiformes; Poeciliidae. The transcript is spliced from 3 exons. The record is from RefSeq and is a predicted model, not a curated record. Gene Ontology annotation, biological process: hydrogen peroxide catabolic process; oxygen transport. Gene Ontology annotation, molecular function: haptoglobin binding; oxygen carrier activity; peroxidase activity. Gene Ontology annotation, cellular component: haptoglobin-hemoglobin complex; blood microparticle; hemoglobin complex.
GGUGACUCGGGGCAGGAUGCUGUCCAAGAAGGAGAAGAAGCUGAUCAAGGAGAUCUGGGAGCGUCUGACUCCGGUGGCUGAAGACAUCGGAUCUGAUGCUCUGCUCAGGAUGUUUGCUUCGUAUCCCGGCACCAAGACGUAUUUCUCCCACCUGGACAUCAGCCCUGGCUCCGCCCACCUCUGCUCCCACGGCAAGAAGAUCGUCCUCGCCAUCGCCGAGGGCGCCCAGGACAUCAGCCAGCUGACCGUCACGCUGGCGCCGCUGCAGACGCUGCACGCCUACCAGCUGCGGAUAGAUCCCACCAACUUCAAGGUCAGGCUGGGGUCUGUGGUCAGGGUCAGAGGUCAGAGCUGCUUUCUCACUGUAUGCUCGUCACGCUGGCCUGCUACCUGGGGUCAGAGUUCACGCCGGUCGCUCACGCUGCCAUGGAUAAGUUCCUGUCAGCCUUCGCAGCCGUUCUCUCAGAGAAAUACAGAUGAGACUCAGCAGCCACUGUUCUGCAUCAUAUUUACAUGUAAAUGAUUUAUUGUCUUAUUGUUUCAUGGGUUUUGUUAUAAUAAACAACUGCAGGAUAAAUGAGUCAUGUUUUGUUUUUAUUGUAUAAACAUUUAUUAAACACCUUGUUUGUCUUU